Molecule: messenger RNA, 2689 nt
Organism: Nematostella vectensis (starlet sea anemone)
Lineage: Eukaryota; Metazoa; Cnidaria; Anthozoa; Actiniaria; Edwardsiidae
Product: adenosine receptor A2a-like
Exons: 1
Coding region: 975-1919 (314 amino acids)
Biological process (GO): G protein-coupled receptor signaling pathway, coupled to cyclic nucleotide second messenger; chemical synaptic transmission
Cellular component (GO): dendrite; membrane
Molecular function (GO): G protein-coupled serotonin receptor activity; neurotransmitter receptor activity
Source: RefSeq, a predicted model, not a curated record
GCAAGUGUUUAAUUUAAUUUUAUAUUGAUAUCUCCGAAUAUGCGAGAUCGGAAUUUACAUUCUGAAAUUCUUGCGGUCAAAAAAAUCUUAAAAAGAUGGUCUACAUAUAUCAAUAUGCGAGCUCGCUAUUUGCAUUCUAAAAUUAUCGGAAAUGUUAAAAAGGUGGUCCCGUCUAAAUAACAUCUUAGCGGAUAAAAUUUGAUCAACAAUUAUAUGCAGCUGUCUCAACACCGUCUUGAUGGAACUUGCUCAACAAUUCUAAAAUUAGAAUGUAAAAUGUAGAAUUGUUCCUCGUCGUCAAAAACUAAAUAGUUAAUAUUAACCGAUUUUCAACUUCAAGGUUGUAACUCACGCUGCACUUAGCAAAAUUUAAAACCAAUUAUUUAAAACUUAGUUUUGAUAAGAAAGCUGGUAUUUAAAUAUCAUCAUUAUAACCCAUGAAGCACUGCGGCCUGUUUUAAAUAAGGAUGCAGGAAACGAACAUGUUGAGAAGGGUUGACAAUAGCAGCUACCGGCUUCACGAUCAGCACAGUGCGGCUAAUACGAGCGGCUGGUCUAGCGAAUCGUUGACCUUGUUGACAUUGCUAAUUUAAGCAAUUUACAAGCAACCCUGACACAACGAACCACUCGCUCACACUCUACAUCUAUCUGAGUAUGAUGGGGUUAUCUGGCUAUGAUGACUUGCUCUGAAGAAACAGACAUAAAAACGAUUGCUUGAAUACUGCGAGCUUGCAAAGCUUGCUUGGUAGUAAGCGAAAGCACACCGAAGUAAGAUUUUUCGAAUGGAUAACGUUUGAGUUGACCAGGAAAGUCGCUGACAUUGAAAAAAUAUUCUUGACACACUUUCCCUAUUUGGCACAUCCUUCAAGACCAGGCAAGACCAGGCAACGUUUGGACAAUAGAUAUCAAAACCCAAAGAAUUAAAAUACUUUAAUAAGAACUGCUAUCACAGGUGCUAAGGGAGUCAUCCUAAUAUGAGUACAACACCAAGCGCGCCAUUGUGCGAGUGGGACGAAAAGUAUAUUAUCAGCCAAGAGAGUUUAAGAGCUACUACAGGCGUGACGAUUUUUAUAGGUGUUAUGGCGGUGUUGGGAAACAGCUUCGUUCUCCUGGCCAUCUACAAGAGCGCAAAUCUCCAAAAAAUCCCCAUGUAUCUCCUUGGCUCGCUGGCGGUGGUUGAUGCUGCCGUGGGGAUGGUCAUUGUACCACUGUAUAGCGUCGCAUCCCUAACAUGGCCUCUCCUGCUCACUAACCACACAUUUGAGAUGUUCCUGGACUUCUUAGCACUACAGACCCUGAUGGCUUCUGCCUUCAGCCUUAUCCUUGUGACUUAUGACCGCUUUAAGUCUAUCAUUGCACCGAUGCGUUAUUCAGUCUGGGUAUCAAAUGCUAAGUGUUUUGCUGCCAUUGCAAUAGUUUGGGUCGCAUCAUUCGUUCUCGCGGCGGUAAGCUUCGCGCUGACAGGAUACGAGACCCGUCCUAAGUUCUACCUGUUCGUGGUCCUGGUCGCUUUUGUCAUACCGUUUAUGCUCAUUAUCUACAUGUACCAUAGAAUCUUUAAGGUUGCUGCUAGCCAAUUUCGUCGGCAGAUGAAUGCAAGGGUAGCGUCUUCUGCUGUGAGCGUUACAAAGUCGUCCGAUAGUGAGAGCUCAAGGCGUGAAGUUCUAAGGAACAAGAAGGCUUCUGUGUCCAUCGCCAUCAUCAUCGGUGUCUUUCUCGCCUGCUGGCUUCCCAAUCUUGUUAUAGGGGUGAUACACUUUGUGCAAUCGGAAAUCGAUCAUUGCACGGCAGAGCUAACGGAGCAGUUAUGGCUACUGACUCUCCCGUUCGCAUUCACUAACUCUGCUCUCAAUCCCAUUAUCUAUUGCAUAAGAUACAAGGACUUCCGUAUUGCUUUCAAGAGUAUUUUCAAAUUGUAAAUACACAACGGUCAGAAGUUAUAUUCCUAAGAAAUCUGCUUUUUGUGGGUAUAUUAGUUGUUAAGUGGGAAAUGGAUGAUGCCGUGUAAAUGUUGCUUUUUUUUUAUUCCUACAAGAGGGGGUAACAAGGGGAUCAAAUCUCUUGAGAACCUCAUGGCAGAGUAAUAAUUUUCCAUACAUUCUACUGUUAUCGAGACCUAUGAAUAUAUAUCGAUAUGCCUAGAAUACACAAAAAACUGGGAUUCGACUUCAGGGCAGACCUUAAGAAGUCUUAUUUACGACGAAAAUUUGGCAGAGUCAAAUUCCAGUUUUUGGUGUAUUGUAUUCAUUCUUCUGGUUCACGAACACGACUAUUUUUUUUUUUUUUUUUUUUUUUUGUAUUUGUUCGAUAUGCCUAGAAUAUUAUUACAUCGAGUUUCCCCCGUGUCACCUUUUUGCUUAUUCGAUAUAUUAUCUUGUAGUUUCAAACAUGGGGCAAACCGUGUUCUGAGGGGAAUUCUGACUCACAUAUAAGUGAUUCAUUACAAAUGAAAAUUAGUCAAACGCUUUGCACAUAUUUCCAAAAAUGGCUAAUACUCUCAGUAAAAAGAACAACUCCAUUGUGUAUGAAAGGUAUGUAACCUUUGGGUUCGAUACAAGCCUUUAGGACGAUUCAAAUUGUGAAUGUAAAAUUACAUUAUGUUUCUAUAAUAGACGAAGGUUUGUUUGCAGUGUGACGGGAAGACAUUGUAAAUACAAGACUAUUAAUAACUUCAUUAUCGCUGUUUGUC